AUGACGGGGACAAGCCGGGAAAGACACCUGGCCUUCUCCCUGAUCCUUACUACUGUAUGCACCUUGGUCUUGGGCCUUUUUUUGUUAGCUGACCUUGGUAUAGGGUGGGAGGCCGGCGCUCUCAUGGGUGCCAUGAUUGAUUAUUGGCAUUAUACGGGUGAUGAUACCUGGAACAAGGUGGUCACCCAGGGUCUUCUUCACCAAGUCGGCAAAUUCAACGAUUACAUGCCAGACAACCAGACGCUCACCGAAGGUAACGACGACCAGGGCUUCUGGGGACUCUCCGUGAUGUCCGCUGCCGAAUACAACUUUCCUAACCCGCCCGCCGACCAACCGCAGUGGCUUGCUCUCGCUCAAGCAGUCUUUAAUACACAAGCUGCCCGAUGGGAUCCCGGACACUGUAAUGGAGGACUUAGAUGGCAGAUUUUUACGUGGAAUAACGGAUUCGACUACAAGAACACCAUCUCGCAGGCUUGCUUCUUUGCACUUGCCAGUCGACUUGCCCUAUACACCGGCAACAGCUCAUACGCCGAAUGGGCCGACAGGACAUGGGACUGGAUGGUGGGCGUCAAAUUUAUCACGGACGAUUAUUACGUGUACGACGGCGGUAACAUUCAGCACAAUUGCACCGAUAUUGUGCCGUAUCAAUGGACGUACAAUGCUGGUGGCAUGGUUCUCGGAGCGGCAGCUAUGUAUAACUUCACGGGAAGCCAAGUCUGGAAGAACCGGCUCGAUGGACUUGUCAAAGCUACGGAUGUCUUCUUCGUCGGCCCGGAGAGCAACAUUAUGCAGGAAGUUGCGUGCGAAACGGUCAACCUCUGCAACCUCGACCAGCAAUCCUUCAAGGCAUACCUAAGCCGUUGGCUGGCAGCUAUCACCCAAUGGGCACCUCAUCUUCAUGAUCGGGUUAUGAGUAAACUUCGCCCGUCGUCCAUUGCGGCCGCAGCUCAGUGCAAAGGAGGUGCCAAUGGCCGCAUGUGCGGGCUCAAGUGGACCGAGAACGGAACAUGGGACGGAAUGCAAGGCGUCGGCCAGCAGAUGGCCGCCCUGGAGGUCACACUGGGAAACCUCGUCAAAGACUCCCGACAACCCGUUACUGCGAGUGGCGGCGGCACCUCAGUCGGUGAUCCCGGAGCUGGUGGUAGCGACAUUGGCAGAAAUGUCCCGGCGGUGGCCGAUUAUGCGCCGCUGGGACCAGGUGCAACAGCUGGCGCAGCAAUCUUGACAUUGAUUGUUCUUGGCUUGUUAAUAGCCGGCAUGAUAUGGAUAUUCUUGGACGAAACUUCUGAGAAAUCGCUGCCAGAACGCUUCUUCGACUUUAGAUCCGCGCUCCUUGGUGGUGGCGCUGUCGCAGCCCUAGCCACUCGGCGGAGCAAAGACGACUUGAACGAGAAAGGCAAAGGUGUCGAUCACGAUGCCUCAAGCGAUGGAGCGAGCUCGCAAGGGAAUGGCGUCACAUCGCCUUUACCGAUGAAAGGCGAGGUUGUCACAAGUGAGAAAGGCGUACCGCAACGAGCUAGUGCCAUCUCUCAAGCGACUGGCACCACCACGGUGCUGGGCAUUCCGAUGGUUCGGGAGAAAAGACUCAGCAAGAAAGCCAAACACCCGGAGUUGAGGAAUAGCGUAGCAUCUGAGCAAUCGGCUCGGAUCGAAUAG
Messenger RNA from Colletotrichum truncatum, 1656 nucleotides. RefSeq names its product Mannan endo-1,6-alpha-mannosidase DCW1-like protein 1. Gene Ontology annotation, molecular function: mannan endo-1,6-alpha-mannosidase activity. NCBI's taxonomy places the organism in Eukaryota, Fungi, Ascomycota, Sordariomycetes, Glomerellales, Glomerellaceae. Gene Ontology annotation, biological process: carbohydrate catabolic process; fungal-type cell wall biogenesis. The record is from RefSeq and is a predicted model, not a curated record.